Messenger RNA from Cyclopterus lumpus (lumpfish), 1718 nucleotides. RefSeq names its product lymphocyte antigen 6G-like. The record is from RefSeq and is a predicted model, not a curated record. NCBI's taxonomy places the organism in Eukaryota, Metazoa, Chordata, Actinopteri, Perciformes, Cyclopteridae. The transcript has 4 exons. The coding region runs from base 327 to 638 and encodes 103 amino acids.
GCGGCUUAGCGUGCGGCCAAUCAGAGACUUAGACUGAAUGACGCGGCGUAGCGUGUAGCCAAUCAAAGCCUUAGCCAGUUUCCGGUUGCGUUUCUUUUCGUCAACUCAAUCCACUGGUUCAGAUAAUAAGCCAAAAGAGUGCAUGGUGUCUCGGGCAUAAUGAGGUCACUUCAGGAGUGACGUUGUUCUAGGUCAGUUGGAAAGAGGCUUUGUGAGGAAAUGCAAAUGUCCAAGUUCCAAAUGCAGAAGUUGGGCUGAAAGCAGGAAAGGCUUCUCUCCAGUUCUGCCCUCUCCCGAUAAACAAUCCGUUUUCCUCCGUGUUCGCGAUGCAGCUUUAUGGAGCUCUGGCGCUGUUGAUGAUGACUCUGUCUGCAGCAUGUGGAUUAAGAUGCUAUACAUGCACAGCCACCGACCCUAGAUCCUGCACGGACACCAAAUCUUGUUCUGUCAUCUUCAACCGUUGUUUCUCUCUCAGAGUUGACGGUUAUAACGUGGUUACCAAGGGCUGCCAAACCAGCUUGGUGUGCGCAGGUGCCAUGGACUGCUGUGAAGGGAACUUGUGUAACAGCGCCACACCAACUGGUCCCAGUGUCAUCCUCCUGCUGGUGUCUUCGGCCAUGAUCACGCUCUCUCUCUGACGCUCUGGGAUUUAGUUUUUUUUCUUUGUGUCAAUGCAGCACUUUUCUUGUUCUCUUUCCGAUUUGUAAACUACAAAAACUGUUUCUAAUAAGUGAGUGAGACGGCCUUUCAUUUAAAUGUCUAACUUGUGGGACUUUUGUUUGCCAUUCUGGUAUAGAAUAGAUACCCGCACACGUAAAUCUAUGCAGACAACACUUUGUUUUUAGCUUUCGGUCUAAAUGACCUUCAUCAGAGCAGACAUGGUUCAGCUGGAAUGACUGCAGGUAAAAACAAACAAAGCAGUACACAAAGCAGUACACCUGUGCACACCCUGGUUUUAGAGCCUCGGCCUCCUGUUCAAUGUUAAAGUGCUGAAUGUAGUACUGAGAUGCCACCCCUUACACAAAAAGGGGGUGCACAAUUUAUACAGACAAAAAACAUAUACAAUCACGGAGCACCCUAAAGCAAUAUCUUAUAAUUUCAUAUUAAAUAGUGCUUUGAGUCGGAUUAGGCUGGAGCAACCAUUAAUUAAAGAUACCCAAAUCUAUAAGAGUAAAACAAUCUAAAAUCAAGUAUAGAACAAGGGGCUAUGAAGGGGUAUCAGGCAGGGGCCGUCAUAAAACAUAGAUCCCAAAUUCUACAUUAAAUAACUUGGAUUACAGCAAAACACCCAAAUCAGAAUUACAGUCUAACAGUAUAUCAAAAUCCUCCUUGAGGCUGAAGUGUUUCUUCCUCGCUUCCAUUACGGGGCAUAUAAAGUGUUCUCUGCAUAGAUUAAGUGUGCCGGAUUUCUGUUUCCAUCAAAAUGCCGCAUCGACCAAUUGGCCCAAUCGUGUGCAACCUUCUCAAACACCUAUUACGACUUUGCAGUGUUUAUGUACUAUAUUCUAUGAAGACUGCUCUGUUUGGAUUUUCAGCACAAAACCAUGGAAAAUAAUGCAUAUUUUACAAACACUAUUUCUAUUAAGUGAGUGAGACGGCGUUUCAUUUAAAUGUUUAACUUGUGAGACAUUUGGUCUUCAUGCAACUUUUUGUUUGUGUGUUUGUUUGUCGUCGAGUUGACAAUAAAAUUCUCUCACCUCUCCAGCUUUUCAAACCUU